This is a messenger RNA of Fopius arisanus, 3209 nucleotides long. RefSeq lists its product as uncharacterized. Gene Ontology annotation, molecular function: phosphatidylinositol binding. The transcript has 2 exons. Gene Ontology annotation, cellular component: early endosome. Lineage: Eukaryota; Metazoa; Arthropoda; Insecta; Hymenoptera; Braconidae. The coding region runs from base 440 to 2749 and encodes 769 amino acids. The record is from RefSeq and is a predicted model, not a curated record.
AUAAUCGACGAAUGAGCCAACAACAAUGAUAAUAAUUUUACACAACUGAAGAGUUUAUUGUCCCGGUGAAUUAAUCAAUUUGGCAAAACAAUUCUGCAACAAUAAAUUAUUAUUGAACACUUGUAAGUGACGAGUACUUAAAAAUCAUCGAGUGUCAUCGGAAUACUCUUAAAUUAAAUGUAUCAUUUUGUCACUGUCAUUUUUUUAAUGUAAAAUGUAGUGACGAUGCGCAUAAUCACCUGUUGUUGUCACAAAUGUAAAUGCAAUCGAUAUUAGUGUUUGACGUGUGAUAAGACCCCCAUAAUGCCAAAAAAUGAGUACAUAAAGUGAUUAAACUGGUUCAAUUGCUCAUCGCAUCCGCUGCAUGUUAAGAUGUGACUUCAUCGACAAAACUCACCCCCCGAACACCAAAAGAUAAUCCCAUAAUCCAUCUCCUAAAAUGGAGAAGAUAGUUCCAAUAAAUUGGGUGAAUAAACUCCUGCUGAUUCUCAGCAUCUCGACAGCUGGUCUAUGUCUGCUCCUGGAGCAAUGGUUUUCCCUCACAAAUCUCCCGAUCUACAUCCCCCUGAUCUGGUCCCUGAUCCUGAUUACGGUCUCGACCUGGCUGAGCUGUAUAAUUCUGAAAUACACUCUGAAAGCCACCAGCCCCUUGAACAUCGAGCCCCUGACCAAAUGGCUGAAAUCCCGACUAAAAAUUCCCGCCAACUCCUCAACCCCUUUAACCACCUCUCCCUCGAGGUCCCACAAAAUUCACGAUUCAACAAUAGUAAAACUGGUGUCCGAUAUCGAUGACAAAUACAUAUCGACCUGGUACGACAGUAUAACAUCAGAGAAAACCUUCAGGAACGAGUCCAAGCACCUGCUGAAGCAGCUCUUCAGGAUGAUUUCCAGAAAAUUGUCUCGAGUCAACGAGAUCCGUAUCACCCACAAACUGAUGGACGUUCUUUUGCUGCAUUUGAAAGAAUACAGAAGAUCCUUGAAGAGAAUUGAGAAGGGCUCGAAGGACCUGGAGGACGCCUACAGGUGCUCCCAUCCUGGCUCGAGGUCAUCAGUGGCUCUGGAACACACCCUCCACCGAAUGGUAACACUCAUUGCCCGGGAAUUCCUCCAGUGGGAGCUAACCAGUUCUCUCCCCUGCAAACUCCUGAUUUCAGUCCUCGCCAAACGCCUCCUGAAGACGGUAUCUGAGUUCAGUGAUCCUCAGUGUCUGCUCACACACGUCUUGAAAUUACUGAAGUCCACAGGAUGUUCCAGGGCCUCGGAGAAGAGGAAUGGAUUGGUCUCGAAAGCCCUGACGGUGGGGAUCACUUCAGUGACAGCUCCAGUAAUCCCCAGGGCCUUCGAGGAAGCUCCCCCGACGUUCGAGAUCACAGAGCCAGAGGGGGCAGUUUACUCAGCUUCCGAACGUGGGGAAUUGUCGCUGGAGGGGUUAUCCUCUCCCAAGGGCCUCUGGGCUGAGGAAAUUGAGGAUCCUGAAGAUGAUGGUAUCUCUCCUAUUUACGAAGAGCCCACGGACUUUGCCACGACAAUUGCUAGACUCAGGAGUCUACUUCAACAGAAGUCCUCAGCAACUACACCUCAACCUGAGGAAAAGUCCCACGUUUUUUACGAAGGAAAUCAAUUUACUAACUUGGCCAUCCCCUGGACGGAGUUUUGCACCGCGCCUGAUGGAUCACAGCAGCUCCUGUAUUGCAUACAAUUCGAUGAUAUCGAGCAGCAUGGCGAGGACCUCUUCGAGACCACCACUGCCACCACCAGAAGGCAAUAUUCGGAUUUUGUCCAGCUUCAUGGGACUCUGGAGGAGGUGCCUGAGUAUGCUGAGGUCGUCUCGGAGAUCAGAUUGCCAGAUGGGGGGAGAGUUGAGAUGGAGAAUUACCUCAGGAUGCUGUGUGCGAGGCUCGGGGAUUCUGCACAGUUGAGACACUUCUUGAGACCCAGCAGUGGUGGAGGGAAAAAAGCUGAUGCCGUCGCCCCUCGGCUGGAUAGAUUCCUCGCUAAAACAGUCACUGGAGUUUUUAAUACUCUCAGGACAGUCGUUCCUGGAUUCGAAAUGGAGGAGGAAGAGGUAGCUUUGCCAACAUUGAUGCCCCUCGCUGAUAUCCCCUGGAGAUUCGUGGAGGACAUAAAGACGAAGAAUCUCGCCGACGAAUUGAAGCAACUCGUCGCCGAGAGAAUCGAUUACUGCACCGUUGAUACUGCGUACGAAGCAGUCGACACCAUCGAAGGCAGUGGAGAUUCUGAGCUCCUGGCCCACUGGUGGGAGACAGCACAAUCCCCCUACGACGAGGAACUCGACGAGAUCGAUUCGAAGCUCAUGAUUACCUGCUCCCUCUUGGAUAUUCUCUGUGAAAUUCUCGCGGGGAUUAAGAGCUCCAGUACUAUCAGGCAAGAGGCUGUCGUCAGGUGGAUUAAAUUGUUCUUUGGCAGCUGCAUUGAGGGUGUAAUUCAAGACUGCCUGGGAGGCAUCUCUGAGGUUUUCAAAUUGGAAAUCGAUGAUGACGAGGGGGAGGACGGGGGUGGAGACCUGGAGGAGAGGGUGGUGCAGGGGCUCGUGGGAAAAGCCUAUGGCGAUCUUAAGACCGUCUUUGGAGAGGACGAGCUCACUAACAUGAUUGCUUUCUUCGUCAGGUCCUUUGGAUCUCGAAGAGUUAAUUGUGAUGUUGCUCUUCAGGUUCUCGAUGUUGCAGCCUCUGAACUUUUCGCCGCUUGCAGGGAUAAACCGACUACGGCGGGAGGGGUGAGUACCUGAUUUUGUAUAUAAAUUAUUGUUAAGGAUUUUCGUUGACGAACAAUUUUUGUAUUGCACUGGAAGAUUAUUUAAUAUGGAAGAGUUUAUUUCAUGUUUAACAAUUUUUUUAUUCGAUGGGUGGAAUAUUUUUACUGUUCGUUUUACUGUCUAUUUUUUUGAGAAUAAGAUUUAUUUGAUUUUCUGGUAUUUAAUAUUUUUAUUCGGAGAAUUAUAUUUUUCGAUGGGCAGAAAUAACGAGUAGAAUAUUGAUGAUAAUUGUUAAAAAUGUAUUGAUAAUCCAUAUCACUGAAAAAUUAUAUUUCUUCAGACAAUUUCGAAUGUGUUGGAAUAGAAAAAUAGUACGAAGGAUGGAUUUUGUGAUGAAGAGCUAUCGAAAUCAUUCCAGAUUUUGUUAUUGCAAAAUGUUCAUUGACUUUGACAUGAUGUAUACUAAUGAAAAAUACAAUAGAUUCAAAACCAA